Messenger RNA from Lytechinus variegatus (green sea urchin), 2453 nucleotides. RefSeq names its product UDP-glucuronosyltransferase 2B1-like. Gene Ontology annotation, molecular function: UDP-glycosyltransferase activity. The record is from RefSeq and is a predicted model, not a curated record. The transcript is spliced from 4 exons. Bases 71 to 1699 code for a protein of 542 amino acids. NCBI's taxonomy places the organism in Eukaryota, Metazoa, Echinodermata, Echinoidea, Temnopleuroida, Toxopneustidae.
UACAGUAGACAGUUUAAUCAAGGAGAUAUCACCGUAGUUUAAUUCAGUUCACAGGUUUCAGUCGUUAAGCAUGGUGCUGGUUCCAGUUUGGAUGUGGAGUUGGGCGGGCCUAAUCUUCUUGGGGAAAGUAUCAAGUGUUGGUGCUUCCAAUAUCUUGAUAUCCUCACUAUACGGGGAGGGCAGUCAUUUCUUGUUGGGUGCCUCUAUUGGACAAGGGCUCGUAGACAAUGGCCACAAUGUGACAUGUCUUAUUAGUAGAGCAUUCGAACACCGUACAUCCGAUCCAAAAUACACGAAUCUUUCCUUCGAGGUAUUUGACCAUCAUGACCGAUCCCUUGAAGAUGUACGAGACAUGUUCUACCGGUUUAACACAAAGGCAAUGGAAGGGGCCCAAGACCAGAUGAUGGAUAUUGUUUCACGUUUCAUGCGGACACUUACCAAAGACUGCGAAGCGAUAUUGAAAAAUGGCAUAUUGAUGAAACGCCUUGAGAAGAUGGACGCCAUUGUCAUGGACAUCACCUGGCCAUGUGGACUCAUGAUCAAGGAAAUGAUCGAACAGAACCUGAACUGGACCAGGAACUUAACGAUGGUAUCUGUUAGUCCGACUCCUCCACAAGCAAUCUUCCUUUACCUCAUGGGUUCAGCUUACAACCCUUCCUAUCAGCCAGAGUCCAUGUCAGGGAUUACCAACAAAAUGACUUUCUUUCAGAGGGUGUCUAACUUUCUACAAACCGCACAGUUCUUGAUCCUUGGCCAUUUCUUCACAGGACCUUUCUAUUCCGAACUUGCGAAGAAUGUUGGACUCAAUCCUGACAGUGCAGACUUUUACAAUUGGCAUAAAAGAAUUGAUUUGUCUCUCUUGAGCAUGGAUUUUUCGUCUGAAUUUCCAUUUCCUUUAGCUCCAAAUUUUAUUCCAGUCGGAGGACUAACUGCCUCUCCCGCGAAGGAACUAGACCAGGAAUUGGAAGAUUUUAUGCAGAGCUCAGGAGAUGAUGGCGUCAUCCUUUUUACUCUGGGGACCUACUUCUCCGCAGUUGCUAAACUCACACCGGGUUUUGUCGAAAUGUUUGCAGACGCUUUUGGAAGGUUACCACAAAAGGUUAUCUGGCAGUUGGUGGACCCACCUAAUGACCUUGAACUGCCGUCAAACAUUAAGUUAAUGCCGUGGGUACCACAAAAUGACUUACUAGGUCAUCCAAAGACACGAGUGUUCAUGUAUCAAGGAGGCAACAAUGGUUUCCAAGAAGCCUGUUACCACGGUGUUCCUAUCGCCAUCAUUCCCCUGUAUGGUGAUCAGUAUGACGUAGCAGCCAGAGUAGUAGGAAGAGGGAUGGGAAGAAAGCUGGAUAAAAACAACCUGAACGCCGAAGUUAUAUAUGGGAUUCUAAAGGACCUCAUCAAUGACCCAAAGUAUAGAAACGUCGCAAAACAUGUCUCGGCAGUCAACAGGAACAACCCAAUGACAGCUCGAGAAAGGGCAGCAUUCUGGAUAGAUCACGUGAUCAAAUAUGGCGGAGAUUACCUGAGAUCGCCUGCCGGAGAACUACCAUUUGUAGUUUACCACAGCCUUGAUGUGGUCGCGUUCAUUUUCUCAAUCAUUUGUCUACUUCUAGCAUUCAUUAGCUAUACUUUGCUUUUGUGUUUAAGAAGCUGUCGUAGAAUUGUUUUUAACACCAAUAAUAAAGAAAAGGGUGAUUGAAUGCAUUUGAAUUGAAAGCUAGUUUUUUUUUUUUAAUAGUUUGAACACCGUGAACCAUCGUGAUUAUUAGAAGUAAUUCAGAAGCAUCUUUCCUGGGGGCAGGGGAGGUAACACUCCAACCCCCCGUUUAUUUGUGAAUAUACAAUGCAAAUAGGCCCUGCAUGCUUAAAUAGUAUUGGAAAGCAAUAAAAUACUAUUAAACAAACAAAUAAUGUCAGUUUUCAACAUUGUAAUUCAACAUUGUACUUUGGCCUACAGAGCUCGCCCAAAAUUUUGUUGUUUUGUUGUUGUUUUUUCUUUUAAUUCCCUUCUGCCCCACAAAAAAAGGAUCGACUACCCCUAAGAAGUACAGUAUACCCAUGAAAAUGGUAAAUUAUACCUGCACCUCCUCCUCCUUGGCCUCCAACAUUAGAUAACAAUACAGAUAAUUGAAAACGUCAUAUGUUACCAACCUUAAAGUCUUCAACCACUAUAUAAUUUGAUUUUUAAAUGUAUUGUUUCUUACGUUGUGAGACCAUUCCCUAAAUUUGUUCAACGAUUCUUAGCAGGUGAGGCAAAACUUCUAAUCAGGGAAAAAUUACAAGAGGGUCCGGACAAUUAGGGCCCCAAAAUUGCUCAAAAGAACCCCGGAAUCUAAAAAAAAGGAGCACUCACCUGGAAAUCCCCAUUCAUCGCAAUGAUAAAUGUUAUCCACUGGCGGAUCCCGGGGAGCAAAGCAAGAACCCCCCCCCCCCUCUGAGAGGUAGACUUACAA